Penicillium roqueforti is the source of this 1056-nucleotide messenger RNA. Its product is annotated as putative proline utilization protein PrnX. Gene Ontology annotation, cellular component: cytoplasm. NCBI's taxonomy places the organism in Eukaryota, Fungi, Ascomycota, Eurotiomycetes, Eurotiales, Aspergillaceae. The coding region runs from base 1 to 1056 and encodes 351 amino acids. The record is from RefSeq and is a predicted model, not a curated record. The transcript has a single exon.
AUGCAUAUCCUCUCGGAGCCAGACGUUUCCAAAAUCUUCCGCGGUCUAACACAAGACCAAUGCAACGGCUUCAUCUCAGCACUCGGCAAUGCUCUAAUCAGCAUAACCAAAGAAUCAAAGCCCUCAACUCCAGAAUCCGCUAAAAAAAUCCAUCAACCCCUCCGUACAGUCUUCACCACAAGCGAUGGCAACACCUGCAUCUUCAUGCCGGUAUCGGACACCGCAUCCACCGGCAUCAAAGUGGUAACCGCCAGUCCCAAGGGAAUCCAAGGCGUAAUCAACAUCUUCAGCCCAGAAGGCCGCCUCCAGGGCCUCCUAGCCGCAGCAGAAGUAACAGCCUUCCGCACCGCGCUGGCAACAAUGACCCUGUUCGUGCGCUGCACGACCAUCCGCAAGGACAACGUUCUUGUUCUCGGAAGCGGUCGGCAGGCGGAGUGGCACGCGCGUCUUGCGCUGCUGCUGUACCCGGACCAGGUGCGGCGAGUGACGUUUGUAAAUCGCGGUGCGACGAGGCUGGCGGAGAUGGAGAGGGAUGUUGUCUCUGAGCUGCGCCGGACUAAUCCCGCUGUUGUCUUUAUCACGCUUGCUAAGGAGGGUGUCUCCGACUACGAGCAACGGCUGGGGGAGGAACUCGCUGCUGCCGAUGUUAUUUUCAGCUGUACCCCUGCUACAGUCCCGAAUUUCGGGUAUAAGGCGCUGCAGGCCAACCCCAAGCCGCGAUUUAUCUCUCUUAUUGGCUCGUACAAGCCUGAUAUGCAUGAGAUUGAUACCGAGACGCUGCUUUCUGGGGGUGGCAAGGUUUAUGUUGAUUCUAAGACGGCUUGUCUUGAAGAGGCUGGGGAGUUAAUCACUGCGGGUCUUGGGGAAGAGCAGUUGAUUGAGAUGGGGGAUCUUUUGGGGGCGGGCGGGAUCGUGGAGGAUGUGAUUAAUAUUCCUGCUGGUUGUAACGUUGUCUACAAAUGUGUUGGUAUGGGACUGAUGGAUCUUGUUGUUGGAAAGAAGGUGCUUGAUGUUGGGGCUGAGAUGGGGCUUGGGACUCAUGUUGAUGGGUUCUAA